Messenger RNA from Myotis brandtii (Brandt's bat), 7378 nucleotides. RefSeq names its product SERTA domain containing 2 (gene SERTAD2). The record is from RefSeq and is a predicted model, not a curated record. The transcript has 8 exons. Bases 4342 to 5322 code for a protein of 326 amino acids. Gene Ontology annotation, molecular function: transcription regulator activity. Gene Ontology annotation, cellular component: nucleus. NCBI's taxonomy places the organism in Eukaryota, Metazoa, Chordata, Mammalia, Chiroptera, Vespertilionidae.
GAGGGUGUCGGGAGCUCCCCGAGCCCAGCCGUGAGGCCGAGGGAGCUGGGAGCUGUCGCUUUUGCUGCCGGGAUGUGUGUGCGUGUUGGUGGCGGUUGUGUUGUUGUGAACGUGCGAGACUUUUUUUUUUUUUUUAAGGCUCGGAUUGCUGCCGCGAAGGCUGCUUCACUUUUGAGUUCCGUGCCCGGGUUUGCAUCCAACUUGCUCUGGCGUGUUUCUGACGAAAGAGAUGCGUAUCUUCAAUGCGGUGCAAACUCCCUUUUGGAAGUUCUGCUCUCUGUUGUGGUCUGAGGGCCCCUAAAGCUGGAAAGGCUGGUUCGUCUCCUCCCUCGAGAUCUCCUGUUCCUCAACUGAACUGAAUUGAAAGUACCUGCCAGGUGUCACUGAAGCAAGCACCACAACUUGAUCGAUCUCUUUAAGCAAUCGGGGAGCCCGUAGCUGUGUUCUGCACCCACUGCAGCUCUCAGUUCCAAAUGGAGUUGGCAUCCGCUGCUCUCUCGGCUGGCCUCCUCUCAGGCUUGCACACUGUGUGUCCAGAGCCGGCCCUGCCUCUGAGCAGGGACCGCGGAGGAGCCGAGGAGCGAGGGGUGAGUGUGCCUGGCUGGGCGCCGCCCUCAGUGGAGUGAGCUAUGCGGAUGCGUGGGGUGGGGGCUGGAGGGAGGAGAGCGGAGGACAGAGCUGGAGCCGACUGUGCAACUGCUACAGCAGGUCUGACUAGUUUUAGGUGCCCAGAGGCAGCUUUGUUUCUCUAGUAACUUCGGGUAGCAGCAAACCUAAAUUCUUAAAAUGACUUCAUGUCUGUAUUACUGUCUUUUUCGCCUCUAUGCAAAAAACCUGUAGCUUUGCAGAGUUACUGUUUAAUUCUAAGAUUUUUUUUUCUUUAAAAACUUUCAUAGGUUGUGUGUGUGUGUGUUUCAGGAGUUUCACAGAGGAGAAUGGAUUCUGGCUCUUAAGGACAUUUCACACACACACACACACACACACACACACACACACAAAUUUAUAGUGGGCUGUGUAAACCUGUUGAACAAAAGUAAAAAGUUCUACUUGAAUAUGCCACGAUCAAAAAAUUAAAUACUGAAAAGUCACUCUGCAGAUGAGCCUUUAGCCCCUGGCUGGCUGCUUAUCAUCCCACACCACGCUCCGGCAGGCCUGCUGGAGUACCCCACCCUGGUGUUGAGAAGCGUUGCCCAAGUUAAACUCAGGGAAUCUGAAAGUCCCAAGGUCAUCUCUCCUCCAGACAGGUUUGCAUAAAAUUCUAUCCACACUAAGGAGAUAACGAGGUGGCGACUGUUUCAGACUGAUCUAUCCUCCCCGAGUGCUUAUCCCGUUUUAUAACAAUAACUAGAUACAGAUUUGCUUUUCAGAUUUCUUUCCCUUUUUUGAGAGGGAGCCUCCGUGUAUGUGUGUACUUCUGUGUCUUCCCUGCUGUCACAGCCGAGCUGGCCGUGGUGUUUGAGCCCUGUGGUCUGCGGCUGAAGAAGUUUUUGCACUGCCUCUCUGCUUGCCAUGAGCCUCGUGGUGGUCUUCUCUGAACAGUUUUUAAAACAGAUUAAUGUUUUAAAAGUAUUUUUUACCAUCUGAUGAUUGUUUGCUGUCUAACAGUAAUUGGCUUACAAAUUCAAAAUGCAGAUCCCUAAGUAAGAUAGGCGGGAGGAAUCGGAAUGUUCAGGAAUGUCCAGGGGACAAGCGGGGGAGGUUGGAGGCAGGCGAUCUCUCCCUAAAGGUCAUUGAAGAUCCUUGAAGUAGUAAGAGGUAGCUUCCUAAGAAAGUAAAUAUUUAUUACAUUCAGUGUAGUACUCUGAUUAUUUUGAUUAUAUUUGACUAGAUGACUUUGUGUAAAGUUCUGUGGGUCAUUAAUUAACAAUACAGAAGAAAUACAUUUGAUCUCAGAAUAGCCCCCAAAGUAAGUAAAAAUGAAUGGCCGCCACAUGUACAAAUUAUCACUCACUGCCCUCGGGUUUAGUUUGUAUCAUUUCCUUCUUCUACUUUGUGAAUUAUUCACAUAUAUGCUAUCACGUGUAAGUUGUUUUUGUAAAACCUUAUCACUAGCCUGCCUAGUUCAUAGAAAUAAGUAAUAUACAUACAGAAUAUGCAUGUUGCUUACAUGGGACAGAUAUUUACACAAUAGAGUAGUUACUUCCUUCCUUUUACAUGCCUAUCUUUAUACUCAUAUGUCAUAUUGUAGAAAUUUGAUAGUUUUCUUUUAAGGAAUUCAGGUUUAGAUCAUGUAAUACAAUGUUUAGAUUCACUCAGUAAGUAAAUAAAUAACAUUUCUCUGCUUUUCUUCUUUAAACUGGGCAUGUGGAAAUUAAAAGAUGAAAUAUGUUUUGUGUUUGUGAGGAAUAUUUUAUAGCAUGCCUUCUUUUAAGCAGUUUUUCACAGUAAUAAAGCAUUCCAACAUUGAAAGCAAAGAAAAUUAAAAAGUAAUCAUAACCGUUAAGAAACACUUCCAUCAAAACACUUCCUGAUGUAGCAUACUUAGUUUUUAUUUGUUUUAUUCAAGGCCAGUAGUUUAACAAAACCUCAAAGGAAAUCUUUUGUUUAAAUUAAUAUGCAAUCGUACUUUUCACUGACUUGUUCUAACAAAUUACAUUUAUCUGUUUUAGUAUGUCUUUUUUUAUAUAUCAGAUAGCCCUCUUUUAAAAAAACAAAAAACAACAACCAUCACAUACUUUUGGCAAAGCAUUUGGUUUCUACCUUAAGCUCCCCCCAACCUCCCAUGACAUUGUUUAUUAAAGGUCUCGUGUGAGGGGAAAAACAAGGUAUCUUUGGGGAAAAGAUGCUACAGGAGGGCUGAAACCAGAAUCCCAUCCAAGCAAUUAUAAAUACAGGAGAAAAAAAUAUUUUCAUUAUGCAUAGGAAUGGGGGUGGGGUGAGGUUUGGUAAUCUUUACAGGCACAUAAUCUUAAGGGAAAGAAAUUCAAAUCUAAGUUCUCAUGUUAAUGAGGCUUUAGAUUCAGCUAAAGAUGUGUUUCUGACACCAAAUUAUUAUGAAGUAGCACCAUAAUUUAAAUGCUUACUGUAAUAUAUUAUUUAUAAAAAAUUACAAUAAUAUUUACCAAGUUUCCUAUGGAAAUAUUGGAGAUCACAGUUCAACUCUUAUGGACAUUCUUCCUGAACACACAUCAUAGAACUGAAGUUUGUAUUUGAAUGGAAAGAAUUCCAGCAAGCACUUAUAUAACUUGCCCCAUUAUCUCUCUAAGGUUAACUGUGUUGCGUUUUAUAAUUAAAUGACUUCUCUCCAAUAUCCUUUGUGAAGUUUUCCCAAAUAACUGCUGUGUCUGUUUAGCAUGUAAGUAAUUUCCUGAUAUUAAGAAGCAAUAGGAUUACUGAAGGCUUUUCUAUACUAGUAAAAUUCUUAGCUCUUACCUUAAAACUCAUUGUGUGGUUGGGACUCUACCUUAGUACCCCCAGUGGAAAUUCUGAACUGUUGGCUUCUCUGAAUCCACAUCUUAUCACAUGGGUUUGUGUGUUUGUUACUGUUUGUGUGUUCUCACUUGAGAAAUUCUCCCAGAAUUUUAACCAUGGUCUUUGAAACAUCAGUGUUUCUUAUAUACAGGCAACAACCUUUUCUACAGACAGUAUUUCCAGAAUUUGGCUUGCUUAGCAGUGUCCUGCAGAGACCGGAAUUGAGGAACAAUCUUGGAAAAGUGUAUACUCUGAGAGAUCUACCUCGCUGCCAUCAUUCACUCUGAGAUCACAGUAAGAAGAAUCUGGGCCCACUGGCCAGGGGGACCUGAUGUGUCCAUCGGAGGAGCUGCGUUCUGUCAAUAAAAUUGAGCUGAAGACGUCUUAAUCCUGCAUAGUCUUCUUUCCAAUGUCAGCUAUCGGUUGCCAUCACGGAAACGCUGUUUGUUCUUUUAUUCCUUCCUUGCUUAGACACGAAUAGGGAAGACUUCAGACUCGGGUUUAACUGAGUAGAGAGAUUCUCAGGCUUAAACAUGAAAUGGCCAAUUGGGGGGAGAGGAAGUCGUGGUUCCUGAGGUGAGGUUUCCUGGGCCCCACACCAGACCUGCUGAAUGAGAAUCUCGGGGUGGAAGGCAACAUUCUCUGUUAACAUGCCCCAGGCCUAUCUCCAGCAGUCUCUCCGGAUACUCCAGUCCGUAAUAACCUCUCAGGUUCCUUACUGUGAACGUCACUCAAAAUCUUGAAAUGCAAACCCCCAAGUAUCAGUCAGCAUUACAGGUUUCUGAUGAGCUUUUCCUAAAUCACUGGGGUCAUCCCGCAGCGAUGACCAGCUGGAUCAUUCUAAUUGGAAAUGAGGUGCUUCUCACAUGGAAGUCCCUCUGAAAGCCUCUCUUCAGCUCUGGGAAUUCUGCUAAAUGCCUACAGGACUGAAUGCUUUGUCAAUAUUUGAGUUCCAAGGAUUCAGUGAUUAUUUCUAGAGAAAUAUAUAUGUUGGGUAAAGGAGGAAAACGGAAGUUUGAUGAGCAUGAAGAUGGGCUGGAAGGCAAAAUCCUGUCUCCCUCCGACGGUCCGUCCAAGGUGUCUUACACCUUACAGCGCCAGACUAUCUUCAACAUUUCCAUUAUGAAGCUCUACAACCACAGGUCCCUCACCGAGCCCAGACUGCAGAAGACCGUCUUAAUCAACAACAUGCUGCGGCGGAUCCAGGAGGAGCUCAAGCAGGAAGGCAGCCUGCGGCCCGCCUUCACCCCCUCCUCCCAGCCCGACGACGACGACACUUUUUGCACUUCCCCGGCCGCCCCGCUGCCCGCGGCCCCCACCAGACUCCCCUCCCCGGCCCUCCUGCCCGAGAAGGACAGCUUCUCCUCCGCCUUGGACGAGAUCGAGGAGCUCUGUCCCACAUCUACCUCCGCCGCCGGGGCCGCCACUGACAGCUCCAAAGGGGGCGCCAGCGAGCCCAGCGCCCCGAAACCCGAGGGGCUCCCCGACGGCCGCCCCGACGACCCCAAACUGAUGGACUCUCUGCCUGGGAAUUUCGAGGUCACCACGUCCACGGGGUUUCUGACGGACCUGACCCUGGACGACAUCCUGUUCGCCGACAUUGACACGUCCAUGUAUGAUUUCGACCCCUGCACCUCCGCCUCGGGCACAGCCUCGAAGAUGGCCCCCGUGUCGGCGGACGACCUCCUCAAGACCCUCGCCCCCUACAGCAGCCAGCCCGUCGCCCCGAGUCAGCCUUUCAAAAUGGACCUCACGGAGCUGGACCACAUCAUGGAGGCUAAUUAUCAACUCAGGAGAGCAGUGGGAAACAGAUCAAAUUGCUCUUGUUCUCCUACAAGCAACCUCCACCAGGACACCUUGUACUGCUGCAGAUGUGUCAUUUCCUGUGAUGGGACCAGGGACCAUAUAUAGGUGAGGGGAGGGUUGUUGUAAAUGCUUCCAGUGUUGCUGUGCCUGUCCAUUUUAAGAGCUUCCUUUUUCUGUGGAGAACAAGCCAGCCCAGAUGCCACGCUUUCGAUAACUGGAGGACCUGGUAAACUCACCACAUGCUGCACACGUAUACAUAUGUAUACAUAUACAAUAGUGUUGGUUAUUCCGAACAAUAACAGGGUAAGGCGGUUGAUUUGCCAUUGUUAAAAGCUGAUUUACAGUAACUUAGAACAACUGUACUUUGGUUGGAUUAGCAAAUCGUGUGUUUAAACAAAUCCCAUAUGUUGGGCAACAGUUCAAAUAAGCACAGUGAAGUGUUGCCCGAACGUGGUCUCGGACUCUAGUAUUUGUAAGGCUGGUCUUGAAAAUCAAAACAAACAAACAAAAAAAACCACCCCAACAUCAGGCAAAUGCUUGUCAGCUCUGGACACCCUUGCCAUAAACGCUCGAUAUUCACGGUCUUCUGAGGAAGACCUGGGAAAUGAGUGGAGCGGUUUAAAAAGAACAAAACCAUCAAGUGUUCCCAAAGCGAUGUCCCAGCAGGGAAGACUGUGAGCCGUGUGCGAUCUGCACGUCCCAGUCUGAGUGCGGACUGGGCGUGCCUCCCCCGUGCAGAGGACAUCGCGUGGCAUUCAGAGUCAGGCAGGCAGUUCGAGGUGCCUUCGUGAGAAAGACAUGCUGGGUGUGACUGGGAGAGGACACCCAUGGACAGUGAUGUGCAAUGAAGUGACAAGAUGAGAGCAGAAUAUUAAGAGCUUUGAAUUUGAAGUGAUUUUUUUUCCAUAAGUUAUUUAUUCCUUUUUUUCUGUGUAAAUAUAUUUAUUUUACUGUGGAGCUCUAACAACAUCUGGAUCGUAACAUGUGCAGAAUGUAUGGUAGGAAUGUAUUCUCUGGUAGGAAUGUCAAUCUGUAUUAACGGGGGUCCGAGCCAGACCCCCGGGUCGUCUCAUCAUUUGCCCAGUCCACAUUCAUUUGUACUCUCUUCUCCAAUGUGGGUCUAUUUGAAAUAUGCAAAAGGUAUGGGUGAGGGAUGUUUCAAUACCUCCAAAUUUUUAAAGAAAAUCAAGCAUCAAAGGGUUGAUCUUUUUAAAUGUUUUUUAGUAGCACUUUCUCUCUCCAACAGAAGGGGCAACCACACCGACACCCUUGUUCACACCACAAGGUGAGAACUAGCCAGAGCCUCCUCUACACCUCGAGUGUCUUUAUCAAUUGAGCUUUUUAUUGCCAUAGCCCCUUGGCGUGUCCCAACUGCCCUGAGGUCAAUCAAGGAAAAUUUCUUACAUAAAUAAGCUCCAAAGAGCCAAAGUAUCAACUUACAGAUUGUUUUUAAAGCUUAAAUUUAUUAACCACCUUUGUGGUAAACAAUGAAUUAUGAAUACCGUUGGGCAGCCUUCUUAAAUGACAGAUGUUAAAAAAAAAAAAAAAAGACUCUACCUAGUGUAGUGAUUGAUAUUUUCCAUGAAUUGUCUUAAUUUAAAAACCUUGCUGUUACAAAUUGGGCCUUCCUACAUUUUAUGAAAAUACUGAAAAGAGCAUAUUGGACCUAUUCUGGCUGUAAAUGGUUAACUUCCUGUAAUUGCCGGUGAAUGGCGAGGUGUAUGUUCCUGCUUGUGUACCAUUGUCUUCAGUGCUUCUAAGAAUGAGUCGAAAUGUUUCUUGAAAAUUAGCCAGGAUCAAAUGCUAUUGCAGACAAAGCCAAUAAAAAUCUUGGACAUCUUUUGGGGAUAAUAAGUUUGGAAGAGAAGUGCAGUCCAUACAAGCAAACAACCAAGAUUUUGGAACCGAUGUACAUAGUGACAUUUGGUGCAUAGUUUUUAAGGAGGAUUUUGUCUAAAGAGGAAGUGUAACCUUUCCCCCACAGACCUGAGAGCUGUGCCUUUCCUAUGCAAUAUUACAGACGUUACAUCGGAACCCAGAUGGCUGCAUUCACAUGUAGGUUUGGGCUGUAAUCGAAACAACUGGACAGAUGAAAUGUACAUGGAAAUGAGCAGUCUUACUUUUGUAGUUUUAUAUUAUACAAUAAACAGUUAAAAGGUGA